Molecule: messenger RNA, 535 nt
Organism: Galdieria sulphuraria
Lineage: Eukaryota; Rhodophyta; Bangiophyceae; Galdieriales; Galdieriaceae
Product: riboflavin kinase
Exons: 2
Coding region: 7-501 (164 amino acids)
Biological process (GO): riboflavin biosynthetic process; FMN biosynthetic process
Molecular function (GO): riboflavin kinase activity
Source: RefSeq, a predicted model, not a curated record
ACAAAAAUGUGGUUACGAUACACUCAAGACUUGGUUGGGAAACAAGGAAGUGGUCCUUUUCAAAGACAAGUUUCUGAGCCUCCAGUUUUCUUAUAUCAGAAAGACCAAACGAAUCCUAUAGUAUUGAAAGGGAUUGUAUUGAGAGGCUAUCAAAGAGGAAGGCAGCUACUUGGUUGUCCAACUGCCAACCUUUCUGUAGAACCCUAUCAAGAGCUUCUACAGUCUCUGGAUUGUGGCAUCUAUUUUGGUUGGGCAAAGUUACAAAGCAAGUUACCAGUGUAUAAGACUGUCGUUUCGGUUGGAUGGAACCCUGUGUUUGAAAACGACCAGAAAACAAUAGAGGCACAUCUUAUGGCAGACUUGGAAGAUUUUUAUGGACAACAUUUGUCGUUGUUGUUAUUGGGUUUUAUACGUCGCGAGUUUAAGUUUUCUUCCAUUCCGGCACUCGAAGCUGCCAUCCGGGAAGAUAAAUGGGUUGCAGAAAGGGUUUGUUGUACUUGAAGGCAGAAAGCAGUGAAAGUUUUCACAUUGUUUU